ACAGAUCCUGUGGCUUUCUUUUUCAUUCCCCCGUCCAUAGUACAUUUCCGAUCAAAAUGCCCUAGUGAGAGUAGUCCCCAGGGAGUCUUUUGACUUUUCCGGCCUCCGUCUUGCCAGCGGAGCCCCGCCCACCCACCGCGGACAUCCGCUGCCAUGGUGACCCUGCUGCUUCGCUCCCUGCGCCCUAGCCGCAAUCUCCCGCGCAGUCUGCGGCUAGCUGUAGAUGUGCCCCGCAGGUCCAGGAGCCAUGGCACCCGCCUGCUGUACCCGGACCACAUCCCCACGACCUCGCUGCAAAAGAUGCUGCUGGCCGCAGGCUCGGCGGGAAUGGCGCUCUACAACCCCUAUCGCCACGACAUGGUUGCAGUUCUAGGGGAGACCACAGGAUACUGCACACUGAAAUUCCUCAGGGAUCAGAUGAAGAAGGAUCCAGAGGGUGCCCAGAUCCUACAAGAGCGUCCCCGGAUCUCACUGUCCACCCUUGACCUAAGCAAGCUCCAGAGCCUGCCUGAAGGCUCUCUGGGCCGUGAGUAUCUGCGCUUCCUGGAUGUGAAUAGGGUCUCCCCGGAUACACGAGCACCUACCCGUUUUGUGGACGAUGAGGAACUAGCCUAUGUGAUCCAGAGAUACCGAGAGGUGCACGACAUGCUUCACACCCUGCUGGGGAUGCCCACCAACAUGCUGGGAGAGAUUGUGGUAAAGUGGUUUGAGGCUGUGCAGACCGGCCUGCCCAUGUGCAUCCUGGGAGCACUCUUCGGACCCAUCCGCCUCCGUGCUCAGAACCUGCAAGUGCUGUUCUCUGAGCUGAUCCCUUGGGCAAUUCAGAAUGGGCGCAGGGCCCCAUGUGUCCUCAAUCUCUACUACGAGCGGCGUUGGGAGCAGCCCCUGACAGCCCUUCGGGAGGAGCUGGGCAUCAGUCCUCCCCCGAAACAUAUGCAGGGCCUGGCCUAGGCUGAGCUGCUGCCUGGGAGGCCGGGUUUGCCUCUGCACACACUGCCUUCCGGGGACAAUGAAUGCCUUCUACUGCCUUUAUUUCUUCUCUUUGAACCUUGAGCUCAGAGCGCCACUGAUCAUAAUGUUUAUGGUCACUGCUGUCAUGUGCCUUGAGGGCCAGCCCAGGAGAGAGCAGGCGGGGCAGUGAGGGGCUGUGAGCUAUCCUGAGAGCAAUGUGUGGCCUGGAACAGUCCUCUUGGAUCAUUCUGGAUUGUUCAGGUCUGAAGCCCCUCCUCUGGACAGUUACCCUUACAGGACAUUCUGUCAAGCUGUCUUCCAGAGUCUUGACUACUCACUACAUCCUGUUCCUGUUCCAAAGCCCCGAAAAGAAUGGUGGGAAAUGAGUGGCAUCUCUGCUGUCUGAAUAAAGUCUCCCAUCAGGCCGAGA
Messenger RNA from Peromyscus maniculatus bairdii (prairie deer mouse), 1381 nucleotides. RefSeq names its product coenzyme Q4 (gene Coq4). Gene Ontology annotation, biological process: ubiquinone biosynthetic process. The record is from RefSeq and is a predicted model, not a curated record. NCBI's taxonomy places the organism in Eukaryota, Metazoa, Chordata, Mammalia, Rodentia, Cricetidae. Gene Ontology annotation, cellular component: mitochondrion; mitochondrial inner membrane.